Pelagomonas calceolata is the source of this 986-nucleotide messenger RNA. The record is from the annotation of a GenBank genome assembly. Lineage: Eukaryota; Pelagophyceae; Pelagomonadales; Pelagomonadaceae.
GGAAACUGCGUGCGGGUGCAUCCUGUCAUCACGACUGUGGAUGCAAAUAACUCGACGCAACGACCGGCAUUCGUGACAGCAACACACGUUUCUGCUACUCUUAACUACCACUUGUUGCAAACCGAAACGCUUCGCAGCUGCGGUGAGGCGCAAUAAUAGUUGCAUACCUUGCAUUGCACAGCAAGCCAUCCUGCAGCAGCAAAACGAGGCGCGAUUGCAACAGCAGCAGCAACCAAGAGAAUGCCGCUCGCCCCACCCACACCAAAGGUCGCCCGCUCCUUCAGCGAGUCCGGCCGCGUGCCCGAGGAGGCGCUCCGCGUGCCGCGCGAGCGCGAGGUCCAUUUCGAGGUGGACGGCCCGCACCAGGACGCGCCGCAGAAGCCACGACGGCGGCGCUACGGCCUGCUCUUCUUAUCAAUGGCAGUAGUAGCCUACUUCUGGCCGCUGCAGAGCGCGCCGCCGGUGAAGCGGAUGCGACUGCGCCUGAAAUCCCCGAAGAUCCCCCAGAAGCUUCAGAUCCUCACCGCGCGGCCGACGCGCUUCCGAUGGCGGAGAAAUGGUGCCAUCGAGCUCGAGGCGAACGUGAUCAUGCGCAUGUGGAACGACCACCCCGUUCCCCUCAAAAUCCGCGCGCUGAACACGACGAUACUCUUGCGAUCGUUAUUUUCCGAGGAGCGCUACGCCGUCGGGUACAAGACGGCGACGCGCAUCAAGGUGCCGCCGAAAGGGCACGCGGACGUGCCCGCGCAACUUGUUAUUUACGGGCUGCGGUUGUUCAUGUUUCCCGCAAUCUUCGUGGACGUCCUAUCGGAAAUCUUCUACGCUUUCCGCGCGGGCCGGCGGCCGGUGCUGAACGUGCCGUUGGAGGGCUUCAUCAAGCCCUGGCCCGCGGGACGAGUGGAUGUCGCCUGCACGCUGAACCAGCCGUUGGACGCCGUCGGCGUGCCGGUCACCAAUAUCUGCCGGGCUAAGUUAUUAUAAGUUAA